AUGAAUUUUGUAUCUUACAAUGAUAAUUGUAGUAUAUACAUUGCAUAUAAUCAAAGUGAACUAGUUUAUACACCACCAAUUUAUAUUUUUUUAGUUGUUCUUAGUCCUAUAGCAUUAAUAAUUAGUUGUUUAUCAUUAACUGUAUUAACACGACCACAAGCAAUACGUUUAGGUUCAAUGCGUAUUAAUUUAAUUACAUUAACAAUAUUUGAAGUAUUAUUAAAUUCUAUGAUAUUUCUAAUAUCAUUAUUUUAUACAACUAAUUUUCCAAAUGAUGAACAAAAUUUAUAUAAAACUAUUGUACAUAUUACAUGUUUUAUAUUAAUUGGUGGUGCAUUAUGUUCAAGAAAUUGGACUAUUACAUUAAUUUCAUUAGCACGUUGUGUUGCAAUUACAAAACCAAUGAUUUCACGUAAAACAUAUUCACAUUUAUUCCAACCAAAAUGGAUGGCUAUAUUUACUAUUAGUUGUAUUUUAACAGGAUUUAUAUUAAGUGCAUUAAGAUUAUUUGAAAUGCAUAUUGAUAUUUGUUUAAAUCAAAAUAAUAGAAUUAUGUUAAUACCAAGUUCAGAAUGGCGUAUUGUAAAAGAUUUAUUUUUUACAUUUCAAUCAGCUAUACCAAUAUUGAUUGUAGUAUUAACAACUGUAAUAAUGUUGAUUGCAUUAUUUCGUCAUAAAUUACCAAAUUUAAAUCACCAUAACGUAUCAGAUAGAAUGACCAGACGUUUGGAAACAAAUAAUAGCAAUAAUAAUAAAACUGAGCAUAAUAGUAUUAUUAAUACUAAUAAUACUGCAAAUAGCAAUAAUAUUGUAAGUAUUAAUCGUAGUUAUUCAUGUACAACAAAACAUGAUUAUACACAUACAAGACAACAACAAAUUUUAUUAGAAUAUAAAUUAAACGAACGCCGAUUACAUAAUCAGGCUAGAGCUACACGUAUGAUCACAUUAUUAACAGUCAUCUUUAUAUUAUUUGAAGCACCAGUAUUUUUUUGUGUAACAUUUGAAUAUAAAUUUGAUCGUGUACAAUUUGAUUUAGUGACAAAUGCAUUAAAAAGUUUAGUUGUUUUAGAUUCAUGUGCUAAUGUGAUUAUUUAUUUAAUAAUGAGUAGACGUUUUCGUCAAGAAUCUGUAAGACUAUGGAGAUAUGCAAGAAGACAAACAAGACAAGUGUUAACUAAUCAAUCAGAGGUGAUAUUUUGA
Molecule: messenger RNA, 1200 nt
Organism: Schistosoma spindalis
Lineage: Eukaryota; Metazoa; Platyhelminthes; Trematoda; Strigeidida; Schistosomatidae
Source: the annotation of a GenBank genome assembly